GUAUUUUCGAGUGUUGGAUAAAUCGUCCAGGAGUUGUCUAAUUGAUCUCUUGAUUCGACUUGUUAACUACUCGCUAUUUCUGUCCCCGUAUAUCUGCGCUAAGAGACUGAAUGCGGUCAGUGACGUUUGCCACCCCUCCCCUCCCUCUUUGCGCCGAAUCCUCGCUUCAGCCACAACACUCCAACUUUCUUUCCUCCUCUCCUGUACAAAACACUCUUUUCCUGCCUCUCACACACCAAAGUGCAUACAUACCUUUGCAUACACCUGCCCAUCAUGGUCCGCAAAGACCCCAUCUUCGAAGCACGCACAAAUGUCAAGCUCCACUCAAACCGGCUCAAGAAAGAAGCCUCCCGCGCCGAAGCAACCUUCAAAUCCGAAAAAGCCAAAGCAGACCGCGCAAUGAAAGCCCGCGAAUUCCAAAUCGCCCGCAUCCACGCCUCGUCCGCCGUCCGCGAAAAACGGCGCCAAGUCACCCUCAAAGCCGAAGCCGCCCGCGCAGACGUCAUCAUCAACGAACUCAAAGCCGCCCAGAGCACGCGCGAUACCUCGCGCACGCUGGCGCUGGCCAGCCGCGGGCUGGACGCGGCGAGUAAGAGCGUGAAUCUGGAGCAUCUGGUGGCCCAUGCGAAUAACUUUUUGGCUCGGAGUGAGGACUUUAAGAUUGCGGGGGCGGCGAUUGAGGAUGUUGCUGCGGGCAUUAGUAUGGCGGAGUACGGGGCGGAGGGGGAGGGGGAGGUUGAUGCGUUGAUGGGCCAGUUGGCGGAUGAUGCGGGGGUGGAGUGGAGGAUGGCGUUGGAGGAUGAGGCGGGCAAGGUUCCGGAGGGGAGGGUGCAGGAGCAGAAGCAGAAGGCUCAGGAGGGAGUGCCGGGGGAGGUGGAGGAUGGUCUUGGGGCGAGGUUGAGGGCGUUGAGGGCUGCUAAUUAGGGGAGGGGAGAAGGGAGAGAUUCCAUGUGGCUUGAUGGCCUUGGUGAUUUGUCUCUGUUGUCUGCUCUGGGGGGAUUACUGGGGUUUUGUUUAUAUCGAAGGAGAUCCCUGUGGAAAGACAGACGGUUUCUAUCUUGUUUUGUCUUGAUUUUGUCCUGCUUUGGCCCUUGGCCGUGGGUGGUUCAUUCGGCCCGGACUAUGGCUAUAUCACGAUGUUACGGUUUCUGCGUUUGGGAGUGUCUGGCCCUGCGAUUCUACUUUCUUUUUGUUCGAUCAUUGCUUUCACUGUCUAUCUUCGAGGCGUUUCCCGAAUGGAGGUUUCAUUUGAUGUAGAUUCAUUGUUCCAAGAUUCUUUGCAUAUAUGACUUUUAUCAGAUA
Penicillium brasilianum is the source of this 1302-nucleotide messenger RNA. NCBI's taxonomy places the organism in Eukaryota, Fungi, Ascomycota, Eurotiomycetes, Eurotiales, Aspergillaceae. The record is from the annotation of a GenBank genome assembly.